CUUCUAACUACUGAACUGAACUUCCCCUGUUUCAUAAUUGUUCUUCUGUUUCUGCUACAGCGGCAAUGGGAGACAAUGCUAAUCAUCAUCACGGCAAGGAGGAGGUAGAGUUGAAGCACCUAUGCAAGUACUGCGGCAGGCGCUUCCGUAGCGGGAGGUCGUUGGGAGGUCACUUAAGGUCUCAUAUGCAGCUGAUGAGGCAACCUCAAGCUGAUGGGAAAGUCUUGUUCGUACGGAAGCUCCCACCACUCUCCUACUACACUGAAUUUCCCUUUUUCUGUUACUCAGACUACUCAAACUCAGACGUUGGGGUGCCAAAGAAGGAGGAUGGUGAUAAUGUGGAAGCUUUUCUAGCGUCCUUGGACCCGAACCAUGAAACAUGUCCCAGUCGGACUGUGUUCAAAUUGUUACGUGAAGGAGCAAUCGGUUGCCUCACCGCACUUCUCGAGCGCAAACUCUCUCACAAUCGCUUGGAUCUGUUUGCUUAUCCUGACAGCUGCCGACCGCUCAUAUUUGAAGCUGCUGAGCUCGGGUUCUAUGGGGCGGUCGAGCUGUUUUUGCAACAUGGGGUUCCUCCCAGUGCCAGGGUACCAACACAUUAUCGUCAACCGGAUCAGCUUCCAAUCGAUGCCGCAUUAUAUGCGAGUUGCUUGGAUCAGUUUGAUUCGGCACCCAAGGGCAAGAUCUAUUAUGAUCAAAGGCUCUGCACUUUGAUGCACUGGCUUCCCAAAUGGAUCAGCUACGAUUUCGACUGGUGGCACACGGUCAAGCUGCUGGGGCGGGCCACCGAACAAGGGCUGCUGGAGAUGAGGAUUCUGCACUAUGCAAGGUACGGCCAAGCUCCCAAGCUGCUUUGGCUCUUGCUCGCGGUACCUGACCGAGUUCUCUCCCCAACAUUCUUCAGGGACACCAUUCUCCAGCAGCGUUUUGGAACCGCCCCUUUGUCACUCCGGGAUUUCCUUAUUGCUCAGCUUGCUUUUCUCACUGGCAUUAGCCUCGCCAUUGAACCCAACCGUAGUCUCCCCUAUAAAUCUAUCCGCCACGAUCUGCACUGCAGGAUAUCAAGCAUCACUUGUUCCCUGCAAUUGCUCGAAGUCUUCCGCAGGGCUGGCCCCCAGUUGUGUAACGUAAUGGCAAUGUUAGAGAAGGAAAAGGAGAAGAAAUGGGAAAGGGAAAAGGAGAGGGAAAUAUAUCCUCUUCUUCCCGAUUACCCAAUAGCUCAACAGUUUAAGACUGUGCUCAAGGAAGCUGGCUUUCCGAUGGCUUCUCUACGUUGGUAACUUCCGCUAAUUUCGAUUUUGCAUAAUCCACAUAUAUGCGUAUAAAGUUUGACUGUUGUUUGUUGACAGCCCGGUCAGGACCGCCCAUCCGAGCGAGGAGACGAUGCAUGGUGGCUAUCAUUACUGGUAACUAUCCCAAUAAGUUUAAGAUACAUGGCUUCUCUUGUUGAUGUUCUAUGCACUUUUACUUGUACCCAAACUUAACCUGGUUGCUCGGUGGUCCUGUAGGAUGAACCUGCGAGACGAUUACCCUGGAUUGGAGCUCUUGAUUCGACCACCACAUGUCUGCAGGAGUAAAAUCCUUGAUUCGGACUUCAACAAGGCCAUCGAGAAGUUAUGCCAUCAUCCUUGCUUGAAGGAAUGGACAUCCCAAAUGUCCAUUUUCAAGCUGCUUUUCAUAUUUUGCAUCCCUGACGUGGUAGAAAAGAUGCAAUCCGUGUUACCGUUGGAGCCCAAGUAUGUCAACCCUACAACUGUUAUCCAACCCGCGUAUCUUGCUGAGUUGUGCUUCAUCUAUAUCACGGAGGGCCAAAUUGUUAAUUUCACAGCUGCUCUAAUGGCUGCGCAAGUUCUUCUUCGGUUGGGGUAUCCACUACGUCCUCAAACAUCUCGUCAUAGCAAUAAUGAUGUGGAUCAUCAUCAUCACAAGUCUGUCGCCCCUACUGUAUAUGAGUGGUUGCUGCAUGCUUUGAUGAGAGUGCUUGAUGAAGAAAUAAGCUUAACUGGGAAACCGAAGGACAAUGACUCUGUUCAGAUUUGCAAGGAGAAAAGAUUGAUGAUAUCAUCUGCAUUCCAACUAACAAAGAUAUUCGAUACAGCUGCACAAGAUAUUAAUUGGUAUCUUCACUCACCAAGAUAUAAGGAAGUUGCUGAUUUGAAGUUGAUAGUAAACGAUGUUGCUUCCUUGUUAAAAGGCACGGGCUUUGCGUUAAGACCUCAGGAUAUCUACGUGAAUGACUUGAACUGUUUCUCGAGCAAAUCAGGUUCCAGCAAAACCAAGUUACGUGGAAAUUCAUCAUCCUUCGGACCACUUCCGCAUACAGGAAAGUCGCUGACAAUUUCCACAAGAACCAUCAAGUCAUCCUUCAGCGCUCCAUGCAUUAGCGAACUUUCAGCUCCAUCCAUUGGCAAACAUUCAGCUCGCUCUUAUCACUCAUUCCCAACUUCAAGGUACCAAGGGAAUAAGUCCUUGUCGUUACCACCGGGGAAUGGGGUAAGUUCUGUAGAAAAAAAAGUGGAAGCGACAAGACGAUUAGAUGCUAUGUCAAGGAAGAAUUGGAGGUUCUUGGCAGUGAUAAAGAGGGCAAUGAUGCGAUUCUAACAAGCAUUCUUAACCGCAUCAAUGGAUGACAAUAACUCAUUUAUAUCUCUGGAAUCCCACCGAGAUUCUGCUCGGUCAUGUAAAAUAAGCGAGCUUGAAUAAACUCCGAACUUGUUGUAUAUUAGAGACAGAGUGGGCGGUUAUGAAUUCACUACCCAUCUCCAAGCUAUUUUGACUGCAUAUGUAUGUGUAUUGAUUCUAGUGCUGACCACUGAGGAAGUAAUAAAGAUCCAACCUG
Messenger RNA from Linum tenue, 2839 nucleotides. NCBI's taxonomy places the organism in Eukaryota, Viridiplantae, Streptophyta, Magnoliopsida, Malpighiales, Linaceae. The record is from the annotation of a GenBank genome assembly.